AUGUCGGUUGAGCUUACAGAGGGCGUCAUUGCAAGCAUGCUUGACUCGACGGACGGGACCACGUCCGUGGUACCCGUCUGUCAGAUCCUCAGCUUGAAAAAACUGCAGACAUCGGCCGGUAGUGCGGCGGUGAGCGACCGCUACCGUGUUGUGUUGAGUGAUGGCGUGUACUACACGCAAGCCAUGCUAGCUACGCAGCUUAAACCUUUGGUCGAUGCUGGGUCCCUGGAGCGCAAUGUGGUUGUGCGCGUGAAUCAGUUUACGGCCAACUCUGUGCAGAACCGUAAGAUUCUCAUUCUUCUCAGUCUGGAAGUCCUCUCCUCUCCCCUGCCUCAUCGUGUCGGCAAUCCCCAGAAUAUUGAGGCAGCGAAGCCGGAGAGUGCUAUGACGAGUGUGCCAGCGCCUGUUGAUACAAAGCCCGCGGCCUCUGUACCGAGUGUGGGCGCGCAAGCUCUUUCUGGCUCGCAUGGGAUGGCAAGCGCAUCGCGUGGAGUGACCAAGUCUAGUUCUGGGAUGCCCGUGUACCCCAUUGAAGCCUUGUCACCGUACCAGAACAAGUGGACCAUCAAGGCACGUGUGACGCUGAAGACGGAUAUCAAGCACUGGUCCAAUGCGCGUGGCGAUGGCAAGUUGUUUAGUGUCAAUUUGCUUGACGAGAGUGGGGAGAUUCGUGCCACGGCAUUCAACGAUGCGGUAGACCGCUUCUACCCUAUGCUGCAAGAGAACAAAGUGUACUUUAUUAGCAAGGCCAAGGUGACCAUUGCAAAGAAGCAGUUUAGCACGCUGCCCAAUGAAUAUGAAAUUUCGUUGGAGAGCAGCAGUGAGAUUGAAGAGUGCGCAGAAGCGAGUGAUGUGCCGGAGGUCAAGUACAACUUUGUACCGAUUGAUCAAUUGAUGUCCGUUGAGCCGAACCAGACGACCGAUGUGAUCACGAUUCUUGACAGCUACUCGGAUGUGUCGGAAUUGGUAUCCAAAGCCACGCAACGUCCUGUGAAAAAGCGCGACUUGACGCUGAUUGAUAGCAGCGGUAUGAGUGUGCGUAUGACGCUGUGGGGGCAGCAAGCGGAGAACUUUGAAAAAUCUAUUGCUGGGGAAGAGAAGCCUGUGCUGGCGUUCAAGGGCGUCAAAGUCAGUGACUUUGGUGGCCGAAGUCUCAGCAUGUUUUCGAGCUCGACCAUGUCGGUCAACCCUGAUAUUCCCGAAUCACAUGGUCUGCGUGGCUGGUACGACAAUGAAGGCAGCACGGCCUCCAUUCGUGGGUACACAUCGACGACGGAGCCUGGUGGGUUUGCGGCUGGACAAACGAGUGGCGCUAUGCGCUCGAACGAGCGGCGUACGUUGGCGCAAGUGAAGGACGAGUCGCUGGGUAUGUCAACGGACCGCGCGGACUACUUUAAUACGCGCGCUACGAUCUUGUACAUCCGUCCCAACAACCUUUACUACACUGCAUGCCCAGGCCCAGACUGCAACAAGAAAGUUCUGGAGGAUGGCGAUGGGUGGCGCUGUGAAAAGUGUGAUCGGACCUACCCUGCGCCUGUGCGUCGCUACAUUUUCUCGGCGAACAUUGCCGACUACUCGGGCCAGAUCUGGAUCAGCGGCUUCAACGAGGUCGGCGAGGCGCUACUGGGCAUGACGGCCGAUGCCCUCGAUGCGAUCCGGAAUGAAAAUGAAGGCGAAUUCAAGGCUGUGCUCUCUCGCGCAGUAGGCCGCAUGAUGCACUUCAGCUGCCGUGCCAAGCAAGAGACGUUUAACGAUACCAAUCGGGUGCGCUACACGGUGACGCAGGCGGUCCCUGUGGACUUUGCCAAGGCAGGGCAUGAGCUCGUCGAACAGAUUCAGGCGCUACAGGUGUAG
Malassezia pachydermatis is the source of this 1854-nucleotide messenger RNA. RefSeq names its product replication factor-a protein 1. Gene Ontology annotation, cellular component: nucleus. NCBI's taxonomy places the organism in Eukaryota, Fungi, Basidiomycota, Malasseziomycetes, Malasseziales, Malasseziaceae. The record is from RefSeq and is a predicted model, not a curated record. The transcript has 2 exons. Gene Ontology annotation, biological process: DNA replication; DNA repair; DNA recombination. Gene Ontology annotation, molecular function: DNA binding. Bases 1 to 1854 code for a protein of 617 amino acids.